Molecule: messenger RNA, 2225 nt
Organism: Oryzias latipes (Japanese medaka)
Lineage: Eukaryota; Metazoa; Chordata; Actinopteri; Beloniformes; Adrianichthyidae
Gene: dus2
Product: dihydrouridine synthase 2
Biological process (GO): tRNA dihydrouridine synthesis
Cellular component (GO): cytoplasm
Molecular function (GO): tRNA binding; flavin adenine dinucleotide binding; tRNA dihydrouridine synthase activity
Source: RefSeq, a predicted model, not a curated record
CCGACGUUGAAGCGACCGCAGCAGAAGAAGAACGCAAGCCGGUAGCCGGAAGUUCAGCGGCACGGAGCCCUCGUACUCGCUAUCGUCAUCACGGGUUAAGACAGUUCAGGUGAGAUUAUUUAUUUAAAGUGUGCGGCUUCUGCAGGGUUGGAUGUGAACAGAGCCCGCGUGGAGUUAGUUAGCUGGUUAGCUCUUCGUCAUCUUCAUCACGUGACGGCUGGAGGUGGAGCGGAGGAAAGUUCUCCGGCGUGGACAGUGAAGCUGCCUGCUCAGCCCCGCCACACGCUGCACCGUGUCAUCAUGAUGUGGUAACCACUCCAGCAUCACCGUCUCCCUGAUGUAACGCGUUACAUCCGCUCAGUCCAACGUAAAGAAACAUGCUCUGAGAGAGCUGUGUGUCAUCUUGUGUUGGUUUGCACACAGCGCUGCGUUCUGCUGUUGAAUGCGGCGUGGCUGACAUCAUGGCCGCAGGCAGGCUGACCUUCAGGAACAUCAACGCCCUGGCCCCCAUGGUCCGGGUGGGAACUCUGCCCAUGAGGCUGCUGGCUCUGGACUACGGAGCUGACGUUGUGUACUGCGAGGAGCUGAUUGACAUAAAAAUGGCUCAGUGUCGAAGGGUAGUCAACGAUGUGUUGGAUACGGUGGAUUUCGUGGCUCCAGAUGAUCGAGUGAUGUUCAGGACCUGCGGGAAGGAGAAGGAACGAGUUGUCUUCCAGAUGGGAACAGCAGAUCCAGACAGAGCGCUGGCCGUGGCCCGACUGGUAGAGAUGGACGUCGCCGCCAUCGACGUGAACAUGGGCUGUCCAAAGGAAUACUCCACCAAGGGGGGCAUGGGCGCUGCUCUACUGUCCGAUCCGGACAAGAUCGAAGCUAUCCUGAGGAAGCUGGUGUCCGGAGUGUCUGUUCCUGUGACCUGUAAAAUCAGAAUUCUUCCUACGCUGGAGGAGACCGUCGCUCUCGCACAAAGGAUCGAGAAGGUGGGCGUUGCUGCCAUUGCUGUGCACGGAAGGUUCAAGGAUGAGCGGCCCCGACAUCCUGUCCACUGUGACUACAUCCAGGCAGUCGCUCGGGCCGUUUCUGUCCCCGUCAUUGCAAAUGGAGGUUCUCUGGAUCUGGUGAAAAGCUACGAGGACAUUGAGGAGUUUAGAUGUGCAACGGGCGCCGCCUCGGUUAUGCUGGCCCGCGCCGCCAUGUGGAAUGCAUCCGUGUUCAGAAGCCAGGGUCUUCUUCCUCUGGAGAGAGUCAUGCAGGAAUACUUAAAAUAUGCAAUCCAGUACGACAAUCAUGCCUUCAACACAAAGUACUGCCUGUGUCAGAUGCUGCGAGACAAGGUGGAGUCUCCUCUAGGGAAGCAGGUUCAGGCGGCGCAGACCAACGCGGAGAUCAGUGAGGCGUUGGGGCUGCAGGAGUUUUAUCGGCAGACUGAGGAGCAGCUGCAGACGAGGAGGGACGCCCUUCAGAGCAGCAGCCUGCCCAGCAGUCCUGUCGUGGACGGAGGCGUCAUCACCAUGGCCGUCAAGUUUGAGCGAAGAGAGUAUCCGCCUCAGAUCACACCAAAGAUGGUUCUGCUGGAGUGGAGCCGGAAGCAGAGGAUGGAGCAGCCGCUGUACGAGACGGUGCAGCGCCCUCAGGACCGAGCCUUCCAGUCCACUGUGACUCUGGAUGAGAAGAAAUACAGAUCUUCCCUCUGGGAAAAGUCAAAGAAGUUUGCAGAGCAAGCAGCUGCCAUCGUCUGCAUGCGGGUUUUGGGGGUCCCAGAGGGUCGCGUUGGUGACAAAGACUCUGAUCUUGUCUGCAAGAGGAAGAGGGAAAGCAGGAAAAAUGGUAGAGCAGAAGAAGAGAGGAGGAAGAAGCUGCAUGUGGCAGAUGAUGUCCUGCAGGAGCUGGAAACUUCAGAGCAAAGGGUGGUGAUGAAGACUGGAAGUGAGACAUCAGAAAGGAGUGCAGACUGAAACCUCUGCAUGAUUCAGACUCUUUCUGUCCCAUCACGUCAUGCAGACACUGGGCUGUCUGAAUGGGAGGCAAGAAGCUUCAUGGAGGAACUGGAGCUAGUAGAUGAGGAUUUUAUGUUGAUAUAGUUUCAGUAAAACUACCAUCAGAGAUCUCCACAUGAGCUUCUGUUUUUUCUUUCAUUUUACGAGUUUGAGUUUUAUUUGUUCGUUUGUACCCAAGCUGCCUGCUCUUCUAAGUUGGAUAUCUUUAAUAAUAUUUCCUCACACAAGUAU